This is a messenger RNA of Sitodiplosis mosellana (orange wheat blossom midge), 1967 nucleotides long. RefSeq names its product probable cytochrome P450 9f2. The transcript is spliced from 3 exons. Bases 256 to 1857 code for a protein of 533 amino acids. NCBI's taxonomy places the organism in Eukaryota, Metazoa, Arthropoda, Insecta, Diptera, Cecidomyiidae. Gene Ontology annotation, molecular function: heme binding; oxidoreductase activity, acting on paired donors, with incorporation or reduction of molecular oxygen; iron ion binding. The record is from RefSeq and is a predicted model, not a curated record.
AGUUUUCGCCCGAGUGUCAUACAAAUGACAUGAAACCGAAACAUUUUCAGUACAUAUUUUUGAGAUAUUUCUAAGUUUUUUUUUCUCAUUUGGUUUGGCUGUUCCCAUAGGUGUUGGAAAAUAGUUUUGUGAAUUGGAGAAAUCAUAAGGUUCCGAUUCAGAAACGAAAUUUUCACCGGAUUCAGACUCAUUUAACUCAACACUAGAUACAUUUUGUUGGUGCUUCAUUUCUUGAGUGAACAAAUUAAACUCACAAUGUUAUCAAAUUCGAUGUUCUACGCCCUGGUCGGUGUCACGGUACUCUAUGCCUUUUACAAAUGGGCAACGGCAAAUCAAAAUUAUUUUAUGCGACGCAAUAUGAAGCAUUUGAAGCCAACAUUUUUGAUCGGCAAUACGUUGAAGUUCAAUGCAAAGCGAACAAAUCCUGUCAAAUGGUUGAAUUCGGUGUAUUACAAAUAUCCAAAUGAAAAGGUAAUUGGAUUUUUCGACAUGCGUAAGCCGGUGUAUUUUGUUCGUGAUGUGGAUUUCCUUCGUCAGAUAGCGAUUAAAUACUUCGACCAUUUCGAAGAUCGCACUUCGUUGGUUUCACCCAAAUCAGAUACAUUGAUUGGAAAUAGUUUGCUUUCACUCACCGGAAAAAAGUGGCAUGACAUGCGAUCGACGUUGUCGCCAUCGUUUACCAGUAGCAAGAUGCAGCAAAUGUUCGAAUUGGUUGUUGAGUGUGCAGACGACAUGGCGAAAUAUUUCAUCGAAGAAUCAAUGCAGAACAAACCGAUUCGAUGGGAAAUGAAAAGACUCUUCGCACGCUACACAAAUGAUAUCAUUGCAUCGUGUUCAUUUGGUUUGAAAGUCGACUCGCUCAGAGAUCCUAAAAAUGAGUUCUUCACCGUCGCAUGCCGAUUGCUCAGUUCCAGGCGAAACACAAUAGAAACGCUAAAAUUGUUGCUAAUUCGAGCAUUUCCCGAUUUAAUGUGUGCACUGAAUAUUGAGGUAUUCCGCAGUGAUAUCAAACUAUUUUUCAAAUCGAUGGUUUUAGAUACAAUGGAAGAGCGAGAAGUGAAAAACAUUGUACGACCCGAUAUGAUCAACAUUAUGAUGCAAGUUCGUAGUGGAAAGCUCAAGCACGAUCAUGAUGAAUCGAAUGACAACGAUACUGGUUUCGCUACAGUUGAAGAGUCGAAUAUUGGAAGGCGUCAAGUCAAUCGAACUUGGACGGAUGACGAAAUCAUUGCUCAGUGUUUUUUGUUCUUUUUAGCGGGUUUUGAUACUAUUUCAACUUCUUUAUCAUUUAUGGCGUAUGAGUUGGCGCUCAACCAAGACAUUCAACAAAAAUUAUACGAAGAAAUCCGUGAAGUUAAUGAAAGUCUUAAUGGCGGUCGGUUAACCUAUGAUACACUCCCUAAGAUGAAGUACUUUGAUCAGGUUAUCUCCGAGACACUGCGCAAAUGGCCAUCAAUAUUCACAACCAGCCGAAAAUGUACCAAAGACUUUGAGUUUGAAUUGGAUGGUAAAAAAAUCUUAAUCGAACGUGGCCAAGAAGUUCGCUUUCCAAUCUAUUCGAUUCAUCACGAUCCGGAGAUUUAUGAAAAUCCAGAACAGUUCGAUCCGGAAAGAUUCAGUGGUGAAAAUAAGCACAAGAUCAAACCUGGCUCGUAUAUACCAUUCGGAAUCGGCCCGCGUAACUGCAUCGGUUCACGGUUUGCUCUGAUGGAAAUGAAGGCCUUGCUAUUCUAUUUGCUGUUAAACUUCAACAUACAACCGUAUGACGAAACUGAAAUUCCUCUGAAAAUAGGCAGAUCAACAAUAAGUUGGAAUAUCAAAAAUGGAAUUCACUUAGAGUUCAAGCCGAGAGCAUGAAUUGAUAUUUGAUACAUUGAUUGAUUUACAGAAAUUAUGAAUUUUUAAUGGACGCUUAAUGAUUUAAAUGAACAAUAAAUCUAUAGGUAGACCUCCCAUCGCGUCUGGAA